Molecule: messenger RNA, 1686 nt
Organism: Dermacentor albipictus
Lineage: Eukaryota; Metazoa; Arthropoda; Arachnida; Ixodida; Ixodidae
Source: RefSeq, a predicted model, not a curated record
GGAGCCGUUGAGACACGUGCGCAGGCAUUCGUUUAUCUCGCGCUUAACCUAGCUAGGUGCUUGACUUCCCGGCCUAGACCCACCCGCCCAGUCGACGUCCUUAAAGGAGUCGUUCAGUGGAUACCUGACCAAGAUCCUGAUCGUCGUGUGAGAGGUGUUCCUUUAAGACUGGUGUCGGCGACUGCUGACCUGCCUCUGUUGUCCAGUUUUCGUUUCUUCCCAAGGAUUCGAGCCUCAACCUAAAAACCGCAAACAUGACUGAGAUGUCGCAGAGUUCGCAGGCGUCGGAAGUGUCCGUGGCGACAGAAAGCCCGAGAGAAGGGAGAGAGACAUCUUCACCAUCGUCGGCAUCAUCCUGAUCCUUCUGCUCCUGUGUGGCAUCAUCUACCAUUUUGCAACUCGAUCGGCUCACGCGUCAUCCGCCUCAGCUGAUGCCAGUGACGAUGACAAAGACGAUGGCAGUAGCAAGUUCGGAUCCGGCGGCGGCGGCGGCAUCAUGAUGCAAAAGACGACGACUAAGGCUCCGACUAAGCGUUUCCGACGCAAGAAGACACCCGCGGUGAUCACGACGUCGCCACAGCCGGACGCACUAAGCGAAACCCCGCACCCGCCUAGACCACCCCGCCCGCCGCGCGACACGUCGGUGCCCGACACCAUCUUCUGCACCGUGUCGUACCGGGCCCUGUACGAGUACCAGUAUCCCCCGGACGGACUGUGCACGCACCUCGUCUACUCGGAACUUGUGAUCCACGACGGCGUAAUUAAGAGCCGGCUCGAACCGCUGGGCGUAGGCCUGAGCUCCUUCAUGUCGCACGCCAACAAAGCGCAAAAGACCCGGCACGGCGCGUCCUUCAGUUACGACUACGCUGACGACACCGCAAGUGCCAUGAGGGGCUCUUCGUCCCCGAUCACCAGUACGCUGUGGAGCUCGAACGUGCGCGACUACGGCAUCCUGCUUGCGUACGACAAGACUUCUCACCUGCAAGAUGCCAGCAAUAAGAGGUUGGCACUGCUCAAAGCUCUGAGGUCGGAACAGCAGAAGCAGACACCAACCGACCCCACGCCUGAUCUCUUUGUAGGAGUUCUCAGUAGAGAUCAUGGAGCCACAAGAAAAAUGACGAUAUUACGGGACGUGGCAAACCAUUACCAGAUAACCAUCCUCAUAUUCAUCACGCACUUUUUUAUGGACGACGAAAAAGGACCCCAACCACCUACUGCACUGUCAGGCACUGGAAAACCCGUUAAAUUGUCGGGAAUUAGCGCCGACCUUUCAUCGGCCGGCAUCAAAAAGGACGUCACCCUACUAACGUCCUUUACGCUGGCCGUCAACAAGUACCGCAUGCAAAACGGCUGGUCCGGAGGCAACACAGGGGAUGUGGUAUCUUUCGCUCCGAUCCGGUAUUAUGACGCCUGCUACCUAAAAAACCACAUGGUCAAAGUCAGUCGUGAUUAUGCCUACAUUGCGAUCAAGGAUCGGCACGUGCUGCUCACGUACGAUACGUCGGAGAACCUCAUCUACAAGAUGUCCGAGGUCUUCACAACGUACGCGCACCCCAAGCACGGUGUGGCCAUCUACGACGUCGACUACGACCAGUACAACGACACUUGCGGGACUCCCGACUUCUACAGGCUGCGGCAGCUUAGCCGCUACAUGCUCAUGUAGAAACACAGAUGGCUUGCACAGUG